Messenger RNA from Colletotrichum higginsianum IMI 349063, 321 nucleotides. RefSeq names its product 4-coumarate:coenzyme a ligase. Lineage: Eukaryota; Fungi; Ascomycota; Sordariomycetes; Glomerellales; Glomerellaceae. The record is from RefSeq and is a predicted model, not a curated record. The transcript has a single exon. The coding region runs from base 1 to 321 and encodes 106 amino acids.
AUGGCCCCUCGUAUCCCCGUCACCAAGUCCACCGAGACACUCUGUUAUGGCGUUGCCACCGUCGGCGCCUUUCUCCCCAUCUACCUCAUGCUUCCUGGCGCCGAGCACCGCCUCGCCUCUCAGACCACCAAGUGGGCGCCCCGUUGGGAGCGGAAUCUCUCUUACUUCACCCCUACCGCCGAGAGGGGCAUCAAGCGCGUCGAGCCCCCCGUGUCCAACGUGGUCCGUCGCAUCGAUAACCGGCUACCGCUUGAGCGUAUGGCCAAGGGUCUCGACAAGCGUAUUAAGAACGGUAUCGACCGCUUCAAUAACACCAAGUAA